AUGCCUUCUGCGACCCAUGGUUCAUUUAUUUGGCAAUUAGGAGCCAACAUAUGCGACAAUCUCCGGGAUCUCGGUCGUGAGAACGAACAAGUUUGUGAUUUCACCAACAGCAUUAGCAACGUCUUGUCCUCCAAUCUCUUUCUACGUGACUAUGACAGCACCCAAGGUUCAACGGGAAAAGUAGAAGCUCUACGCAUGUCUGAUACGCAAUUUCAGCAUGAGAGCGCCACAUACCCAGGUGUAAUUGUCGAGGUUGCGCUGACGCAAGAUGCAAAGAGAUUGGCCAGAAUUGCCAAGGACUACAUCUAUCUUACAGAGGAAGCGAUUCAAGUUGUCAUUUGCAUUAAUCUUAAUUCGGAUAACGACUCUACGAUUUCCGUCUGGGAGGCUACCUAUGCUCCCCUCCCAGACACUGAUCAGCUCGAGCUCUUCUAUGAAGAAGUCGUCAAACGCGAGGGCGCCCUCACACUCUAUCUCUACGACUUUGCGCUCGAGGAGUUCCAUCAAGGCAUACCCAACCUCUCUUUCUCAAUCCCAUACUCCAGAGUGGCUGAGAUGUUGAACCGCGCCGAGAUGAUACAAUUGAACCGAAAUGCCGCAGCAGAGAAUGAACCCGUCUCCCGUGGUGCUAAAGGGCGAGCGCGUUCGCCAGAGUCCAAGCCGGAGGCGAUGCCUGGUGAAGAUAAAUUGUGA
This is a messenger RNA of Fusarium redolens, 693 nucleotides long. RefSeq lists its product as uncharacterized. The transcript has 2 exons. NCBI's taxonomy places the organism in Eukaryota, Fungi, Ascomycota, Sordariomycetes, Hypocreales, Nectriaceae. The record is from RefSeq and is a predicted model, not a curated record. The coding region runs from base 1 to 693 and encodes 230 amino acids.